AUGCGAUCAGCAGCGACGCGCAGUUCAAUGCGAAAGACGCGUCUCGAAGGCCUUGACAGGUCUCCCGAACGCGGUCACGAACUCGUCACCGUCGACUUGUUCCAGGGCUGGACUCCAUCGGCAGACACCAGUGACGAUGCCGAGAUCCAAAGUGAUCAGAUCGAUCCCGCACUGUCUCACGACGAUCCUUCCAGCCUCGCCACGUCCGCCGAUGCGCCGAGCUUCAAAUCAAUCGGUUUUCCCACAAGCAGUCUCCCAACAUCUCUUUCGACCGAAGGCAGAGUAGCCCAACAUGACGCCGGCGAUAAAGCUGAGCUCAAGAAGAUUGCGCCAUCCAAACGUCCGGGCGUUUCGCACGCCAAAAAGACGGCUCCCGAUCACAUCAAGCGCCCACGCAAUGCGUACAUCAUCUUUCGAUCGCAUAUUGUCUCGCAAAAGCUCAUCCCAAAAGAGGUAGAGCAUGACCACCGCAACAUCAGCCGAAUCAUUGCGCAUAUGUGGAAGAGCCUCGCCCAAGAGGAUCGCGCCCACUACGAGAAGAUCGCCUUCGAGGAGAAGGAGAGGCACAAGCAGCUUUUCCCCAACUACCGCUACCAGCCCACCACUCGCCGCACCAACGUCAACAAGCGCAACGUCAAGAAGCUCGAGAACGGCGACGAAGAGUGCCAAGAGAUUGCGGACAUCAUCCUCAAAGCGCAAGGCAAGAGCGGCGUCGCCGCCAAUCCCGAGCCGCGCAAACCUACAAAAAGGACACGCGAGGCGACGCGUCCGCAACAGGAGAACGACACCGAAUCCGCAGCCGAGCCUUCGCCGCGCAAACGCGCCAAGCCCAGCAAGAUGCCUUCCAAGGUGACCAAGGUGGCCAAGACGCCCAAGACGCACAACGUGGCCAAGGGCACCCACGGGAAUGGAGACGCAAACGAGUCGGAACAGACGCUCGAGACCGUCUUCCUGUACCAUUCGUCGUCACCAUCGCCGUCCGUUUCGUCGUGCUCGAGUGCUGCCAUUGCGUCUGUUGCCGUGACAUCGCCCGAGCCCUUGCGACUCUCGCCCGAAACGCCUCCUGCCGCCCGGCAAGAUACACACGGAGACGAGCAAGGGGCCGGCGCUUCCAUCUUUGGCCGCAGGGCAUCCUCGGUCCCGCUCGUUCCGUUCUACUCUCUUCCGCCUCCGCCAGCGAUUGCACUUUCGGAUCACGAAGGCUACCAAGCGUCGGUUCAUCCCCAAUCGUUCGGCGUCCCCAUCGAGCGCGAACAGCUGCAGUCCAUCCAAGGCCAGCUCGACGUCGUUCAAAUCGACCAAGGCAGGGACGACGGUCGCGACAUGCCUGCUCCUGCUUGGAAGGGGCGACGAUCGCAGCCGCCUCCCAUCCCCAACACCUGGCAAAACUGCUCGUUCGACGAGCCGUCUCUGCCCUCGCCGCGCACGAUGGGUUUCUGUGGAGCAUCAUCGAAGCACGGCAUGGGUCGACCUCGCACGGCCAUGCCGUCCACCCCAAGCUCGGCUUCCUUCCGCGGCUUCUUCCAUCCCUGGGCGUUCGACCACAGCGACGAGUCGACGCUCAUCUCGCCGAUGAACGUUUCGUUCCAGGACGGGAGGAGGCGCAGCUCCACCAUCCGUCACGGCUCGCUCACCGGACGUCGGUACGGCUCUUUCGGCCUCGAACCGCCCAGCAGCUUCAGUAGCCGCGCAGAGCCGGCCGACCUCGGUUGCGGUGCGCGCACGGAUGCGUAUCCCUCCGACCUCGACUUUUUCGAACACGCCGCAAAUGCUGCAUCAGUCAGUCUCCGAGAGCAGGGUCUCUCAAGCGGCGCGGAUGAGGCGGUUCCAUUCGCUUUUGAUCCCGCCUUGGAGGGGGAGGGAUGUGCGCCGAUGCCGGGCCAUCCUCUCACCAGUCCUCGCCCUUCGUUCUCCGAGAGCACGUUGGCAGCUGCCGCCCGCGACUGGACGAGCAUCAAAGACGGCAAGGGUAGGCACUCCCACAGUGCCGCACACCAGCCUCAGCCUCAGAGCGAGCCCGCACCGGAAUCUCAGUUCCCGGCGCAGGCGCAAGAUGCAGGAAAUCUUACGCUUGAAGAGUCGGUGGAACGAGCAGUUCUGCUGGCGCUGGGCAAGCACUUUGGCCAGGAUGUCGACUGCGCCGAACGCAGCUCCAAGAUUGUUCAGCAGAUCCUGUCGUCGUUCACUUCCCAGUCGUCGAACCAUCCGCAAGCAUCGCAAUCGGUCGACGCCGACCAAGGCACCAUCCUCGAGCGUCACAACGGAGCUCACACCGCCGCGCCUGCCCUGGACUCGAGCCGUAGAGCGUCCCUCCGCGGAUCCUGUACUCCGGCGGGCUCCUUUCGUUCCUCCCCAGGCCUCAAUAGCGUCAAAGCCGUCGAUGGCCGCAGAAGCUCCAAAGCCCUUCCCUCGCCUUUGCAUCUCGCACGUUCCAACCAUCAAUUGGCCGCAGACUCGCAUGCCCAUCCAUACCCAACUUCCCAACAUUGCAUCUGA
Molecule: messenger RNA, 2496 nt
Organism: Moesziomyces antarcticus
Lineage: Eukaryota; Fungi; Basidiomycota; Ustilaginomycetes; Ustilaginales; Ustilaginaceae
Exons: 1
Coding region: 1-2496 (831 amino acids)
Biological process (GO): regulation of transcription by RNA polymerase II
Cellular component (GO): nucleus
Molecular function (GO): DNA-binding transcription factor activity, RNA polymerase II-specific; RNA polymerase II cis-regulatory region sequence-specific DNA binding
Source: RefSeq, a predicted model, not a curated record